Messenger RNA from Plasmodium gonderi, 3054 nucleotides. RefSeq lists its product as hypothetical. The record is from RefSeq and is a predicted model, not a curated record. The coding region runs from base 1 to 3054 and encodes 1017 amino acids. NCBI's taxonomy places the organism in Eukaryota, Apicomplexa, Aconoidasida, Haemosporida, Plasmodiidae. Gene Ontology annotation, molecular function: mRNA binding; metal ion binding. The transcript has a single exon.
AUGAACGAUAAAAGCCACAAGCACGCACACCAGGUGCAAUCGGAAACGUUGUCGCUUAUAAAGAAACAAUUCUUCAAAACUAAAUUGUGUCCAUUUCAGAAAAAUAAGAAUUACUGUCUAAACGAAUCAAAUUGCCACUAUGCACACAGCAUCGAUGAAUUAAAACCAAUGCCAGAUUUAAGAAAUACCAAAUUGUGUGAUUAUGUAAAGAAAAAAAUGCCUUGCCGAAACAUAAAUUGUAAAUUUGCACAUGAUAUUGACACACUAAAACCUAGUGUGCAUUUGGCUACCUACAAAUCCACAAUAUGUAGCUUCUGGGGAAAGGGAAAAUGUUUUAAUGGGAGUAAAUGUAGAUUUGCACACGGGACGGAAGAUAUAAAAACGAAUGAAAAUAUAGAUAUGAUUGAAUGUUCAAAUUAUAAUAAGAAAAAUAAAAAUAAAAUCAAAAGCAACAUUACUGAUUUGAAGCAAGGGACAGCUUCCACAUACUCGUUCAACACAUGUGACUAUUCAAUUAAUGCAUCUUCUGAAAAUACAAAUGUGUCUUCUUCGUAUGAUAAAGAUACAGAUAUUUUCAUGUUAAAAAGCAGCAUAACAAAUAAUGAAAAAACGAAAAGAAAAAAUAAAUCGAACAAUUUUCAUUCGAAUAACGAAGUACUUGCACAAGAUACAAAUGAAAAUUUACGCCAGGAAAUAACAGAUGCAAAUAUACAGUUUUGUGCUAGCAGAAAUAGAAAUUCAAUUAAAGAAGUUAUAAACAAAAUUGAAAACAUUGCCCUCUCUACUUUUAUAGAAAAUAACGACAAGUACACGAAAGUUAUCAAGUAUCUCCUGAAUGAAAAUAACCUCUUAAAGGAGUCCAUUAAAAAGGAGAAGGUUAACACAAUCGUGGAAGAAGAACACUCGCAGAAAAUGAGAAUGAAGCACAAUGAUGUCAUAUCAGGUGAUAUGAAAAUGGAAGGGACAAAACCGGAUAGUAUGAACAAUGACAGAAGCUACGCUAAUAGAAACUUCACCAAUAGACACUGUACCAACCAAAACAGCACCAAUCGAAAUUGCAUCAACCAAAACAGCAAUGAAACACAUUUUGGAUACACUUCCACCAUGGUAGCAGAAGAGAAAAACUCAAAAUGCAAAAUGAACAGCGACGAUCUGUCCAAAUACGUGCUUCCAGAAGUUGUUAGUAAUAAUUUCUUAUUCACAAAUGAAAAAAGGAAUCCAAAUUAUAUAAUGUCAAACUUGGACGAUGAAAUGAAGGCAGAUGACAAUCUCAAUAACAUAAUUAAAACCAUAGAUGAUAUUCUUAUAUCACAAAAUGUAGAAUCAUUUCCAAGUGUAAAUGAUACAUAUAGUCCAUACGAAUACAAAGAUGCAUUUGCGGUUAAGAAUAAUAGUGACAUGGUUAACAGAGAGUAUGAAAAUUUACUAAGCAAUUUGAAAUCAUUCGAAAGUGUAAGAAAUGCAUACCCAAAUGUUAACUCAGAAAACAUAGUAGAUAAUUCCAAACAGCUAAUUUGUGAUAUAAUCGAGCAAGAUGUCUCGGAUCAGGCAUUUGAGAAAAGUAUAUUAAAUUAUGAACCACAAGGAAGGAAGAAAAAGAAUUGCUAUGAGGAAAAGUUUGUUGGCCCAGUAUCACGACUUAUCCCCUAUGGAAUUUCCUUCAAUGGAAGUAUGGAAAAUGGAAGUAUGAACAAUGGAAGUAUGGACAAUGGAAGUAUGGACAAUGGAAGCAUGAUCAAUGCUAAGAAAAGCGUUAGAAGCACGAGUUUCACUACCCAUCUGCAAGAAUUAGAUGAACUUGGCCCCUUCAAAGAUUUCAGUCCAUUUGCUUUACACCAUAAGGAAUUCCCAAACCAGGAUUUGACGCUAAACCAGAAGCAAAAAACAACACAAAUGCAGAAAAUGAACAAAGACGAAUUAAGCAGAAAUAUUGAUAUAGACACGUGGAAAAAUGAAAUGAUUCUCUUGAGGGAUGACAAGAAAACUAGGGCCAUUGACAAUCACGAUAGUGUUGGUGAUCUCAGCAACCUUAACUAUAUGAAAAGUAACGGAAGUAAUGAUGACGUACGGGGGAUUGUGGACAACGGAUUUUCGACCAACACGCAUUCAGUGAAUGGCUUUUCGACCAACACGCAUUCAGUGAAUGGCUUUUCGACCAACGCACAUUCAAUGAAUGGAUUUUCGACCAACGUACAUUCAAGGAAUGGAUUUUCGACCAACGCACAUUCAAUGAAUGGAUUUUCAACCAACGGUUUUAUCACCAAAGCUUUUCCAAUAAAUGACAACUUCGGAGGUGUGGGGGAAGCCAACAAGCGCAGGAGUUGUGGAAAAAACCAAAUACCUCCUCACCUAAGUAACAGCAAAAAUAAGAAUAGCUCAUACAUGAACAGUUCGAACAUGGUGAACUCAAACUUGAUGCAGAAAAAACUAAGAGAUAGCACAACUAUGGUGAAAGAAAAAAAUGCAAAACUAAAUUUAAGGGAAUUCCCUGAUCUAAACGAUAAUGGAAUGAACAUGGAUAAGAGUUCCCCCUUCAUUAAUGACAAAUAUGACAUUCUAAAAAAAAUAAAAUGUUUAAUAUCAAAUGAAUUACUUUAUAAUGAGAUCAAUAAUACACAUUCUAGUAUGAAAAACAUAAAUUAUAUUAACAGUUUGAAUGAAAAUAAUUAUUUGCUUAAAAAAAAUAUUCAACUUAAUGACUCUGUACAUUCCACAUCAAAUUGCAAUACGUCUAUACCAGAUAUUCACAACCUCACAUUUCUUAAUAAUAAUAAUAUAGAGAAUAAUAACAACAGUUGGUUUGAUAAGGUGAAUAAUGGGCAUAAUGUCGGUACUAGAAAUGCUGAUCUGAAUGAUGAAAACUCAUGUGUCCUCUUAAAUAUGGAUUUUUCGAAUUAUAAAAAAGAAGGCAAUAAUGAAAAUGAUAUUUGGAACUCGAGUUCCAAUUUGAACGAAUUUGUUUAUCCAAUGAUUUCUCAUGGAUGGAUGAAUGAGAAGAAAAAUGAUGAUUUUUUUACUAUUUCUAAAUCUGUCAAUAUGAGUAGUCUCAAUUGA